Messenger RNA from Carlito syrichta (Philippine tarsier), 3358 nucleotides. It is a transcript of the gene CRACDL, whose product is annotated as KIAA1211 like. The coding region runs from base 212 to 2695 and encodes 827 amino acids. The record is from RefSeq and is a predicted model, not a curated record. Lineage: Eukaryota; Metazoa; Chordata; Mammalia; Primates; Tarsiidae. The transcript has 12 exons.
UGUGUGCCGGCGCACCUGCCCAAGGAGCUCUCGGGACGGGACCAGGAGUACAGGGUUGGCAGAAGCCCCACUUCUUGUGACCUGCGGGUGUUGCUGGAGGCGACGGGCAUGAGAGUUCUUGCUGAGCACCCAGGGGUGUCCUGCGGGCCCUAGGCCAGUCGGAGGAGGACAGGAGGGCCCACUCUUCUUCCUGCUGUUAGCUUCCAGGAGAAUGAAAGAACCAGAGGGUCAUGCCACGCUCGGGAAGAUGGCUGCCUUUUACCAGUGCAUCAGGCCUGACCCCAGGGACCUGGACAUGAUUUCCACAAGGGUGAUGGACAUUAAGCUUCGGGAGGCCACAGAAGGCCUUGGGGAAGACAGCACAGGAAAGAAAAAAUCCAAAUUCAAAACUUUUAAGAAGUUUUUUGGGAAGAAGAAGAGGAAGGAAUCACCAUCGUCCACAGGAGGUAGCACCUGGAAACAAAGUCAGGCGAGAAGCGAGGUCAUUGCCAUCGAGUCAGGACCAGUGGGCUAUGACUCUGAGGAUGAACUGGAGGAGUCCAGGGGCACACUGGGCAGCCGGGCCCUCUCACACGACAGUAUUUUCAUCCCUGAGUCCGGACAGGACCCUGCUCGGCCUGUGCGGGUGUUUUCCCAAGAAAAUGUGUGUGAUCGGAUUAAAGCUCUGCAGUUAAAAAUACAAUGUAAUGUGAAAAUGGGACCACCGCCUCCUCCAGGGGGGCUUCCUGUCAAGCGGGGAGAGGAUGCUGGCAUGAGCUCUGAGGAUGACGGGCUUCCCAGGAGCCCCCCUGAGAUGUCCCUGCUGCAUGAUGUGGGUCCCAGCACGACCAUAAAGGUCUCUUUAGUGUCCUCAUCCCGGCCACUGUCUCCAGACCACACAAGUGAUACUGCUGUCUCCCCCCGGACCUCAGACAGCAGCCUGACCCCUGUGGCUGAUUUCAGUCAUCCUCCAGAAUUAUCCUGCCUGGACAACUCCGCAGCUAAGCACAAGCUCCUGGUCAAGCCCCGCAACCAGCGGUCCAGUAAAAUGAGGCGGCUGUCAUCGCGGGCACAGUCUGAGUCACUGAGUGAUCUGAUAUGCACCCUAGAGGAGGAGGAAUAUGAGGAGAAGCCAUUACUAGAAGUCAGCACAGAAGAGAGCCCUGCCUCUGGGCAGCAAGAUGUGGUGCUGGACAGAGGCCCUGAGCCUGGGCCACCUGCCACCUUGCUGCAGCCUGGAGGGGCCCGAGCCAGACGUGCCCGCCUGCAGCACUGCCCGGCACUCAGUGCCAGCGUCCUUGAGGAGGGGAGCUCCCCUGGGGAUGACCCCUCCAGCUCCCUGGCCACCCCAGAGGUCACUGAGCUGGUGUCAAUCCCGGUCCCCUGCUUGGAGUCCCCAUCUCUGCCAGAAGGCCCCCCACAACCCAGUCCUGACAGCGAAAUCCAGGAGGAGGAGCCACCCUCCGCAGGUCCCUGUCCCUCAGCGGUGAACACAGCUGAGGACGUGGUUUGUGCUUCUGGAGACGCGGUUUGUGCUUCUGGAGACGCGGUUUGUCCUUCUGGCGACGCAGUCUGUCCUGCAGAGACAGUCCGUGUUUCUGGAGAGGCGGUCUCUGUUUCUGGAGACGCAGUCUGUCCUUCUGGCGACGCAGUCUGUCCUGCAGAGACGGUCCGUGUUUCUGGAGAGGCGGUCCCUGUUUCUGGAGACGCAGUUUGUGCUGCUGGAGAGGCGACAAGCCCAUCAUCAACCGACGUCCCUGAAGGGAACACCACACCUCCCCACCCCACGCGGUUUGUGCUUCUGGAGACGCGGUUUGUCCUUCUGGCGACGCAGUCUGUCCUGCAGAGACAGUCCGUGUUUCUGGAGAGGCGGUCUCUGUUUCUGGAGACGCAGUCUGUCCUUCUGGCGACGCAGUCUGUCCUGCAGAGACGGUCCGUGUUUCUGGAGAGGCGGUCCCUGUUUCUGGAGACGCAGUCUGUCCUUCUGGCGACGCAGUCUGUCCUGCAGAGACGGUCCGUGUUUCUGGAGAGGCGGUCCCUGUUUCUGGAGACGCACGACCAAGGAAAGGGCAAGGCCCGGGCCCCCGAGCAGCCCAGCGCCAAGCCACCCCUGCCCAGGAAGCCGCUGCUGCAGAGCCUCACCCUCCCGCCGGCCCCCGCGCCCCCCGACGCCGGCCCAGGGGAGCCCGACGCCGGGAAGGAGAGUCGGAUGGCGGAGAAGAGGCCUUCGCGCAGGGGAGCUGAAAAGGGGCUGCAUCCAGCAGCACCAGCACCUGGAGCCGACGGGCAGCCUGCGCCACCCUGGCUCACCAUCGCUCGACAGAAGCGGCGAGGGGGCUCGAACCAGCCAUCCAACCAGGAAGACAAGCCUGGGGCACGGACCCUGAAGUCUGAACCAGGAAAGCAAGCCAAGGCACCCGAGAGAGCCCAGGAGCCUAUGAAGCAAACUGACUUUGUUCGCAGCAAGUCUUUCCUGAUAACCCCUGUCAAGCCCGCUGUGGACCGGAGGCAGGGGGCAAAGCUCAACCUCAAGGAGGGGCUGCAAAGAGGAAUCUCACUGUCCCAUCAGAACUUGGCUCAGUCUGCGGUGAUGACGGAGAAGGAAUUGCACCAGCUGAAAAGAGCCAGUUAUGCCAGUGUGGAUCAGCCCUCCUGGAUGGAACUUGCCAGAAAGAAAUCUCAAGCUUGGAGUGACAUGCCCCAAAUUAUAAAAUAGGUUGGCAGUGUGCUGAUAAAACACGCCCACUGCCUUGACAGGCCACUUUGUUAAAAACUGCCAGUAAAUCGUGGCAAACAAACUGUGAAACUUCAGAUUGAUUUUAUCAAGUUAUGAGGAGCUCAGGAAAGAGGAAGGAACAAGGCAAAACAAAGAGGAUAAACAUAAAGCCAUAAUCCUGGGCCAGAGGGGCCCAGAAACAAGAACAACAUUGAAAACGUACAGGAAUGAGUUCCUGUCCCCAAAGGUGUGAAUGUAAGUCUUUUAGAAUUCCCCUGAUUAAAAAGACCUCAGACAAGGAAGAAAACAGAAAAGAAAUUGGACACCCUGCAAGACCAGAAGAGAAACCAUUCGGCAGGAUGUCUGUGCUUCCACUUGAGAUCAGCCUAUGUCUCUGGUCGCUGUCUUGCUGUGGUUCCUGUCUUCUUUCAUGUUUACUAGUAGGCAUGACAUUCGUGGUAAAAGGGAGAUGCCAUUUCCAAGAGCAGCUAUGAAACAAUCUGUUUUCCUGAAGAUAGUCACUCUGAGGAGAGGAAGGAGCAUAGCAGGGUUCUUCAAUUCAGAGACUGUUUCCAAAAAUAAUUUUUAAAAUUUUCCACUAGGCAUCUGUGUCCUUAACUGUUGCACAAUGCAUUGCCUGUUUAAUAAAAGGUUUCAAACAUG